AUGGCGGGGUUGGGGGCCGCUCGGCAGCUCCUCCUCCUCCAGCUCCUGAGCCUGGCGCAGGCCCAGGGGGUGGGCAGAGGUGGCGCUGUCUUGAGGGAGUCCCCGGGGCUUGCUGACAUCCAUGACUACCAGCAGCAGGCCCCCGCCCGCUCCUCAGACCCCACUGGGGCCUUGCAGGAGCAGUGGCGCCCUCUGCAGGAGUCACUGAAAAGGCUGGAGGCUGAGGUGACACAGCUCAGAGAGCAGAACAAGGACCUGCAGGAGAGGAUGAGGCAGCUGGAGUCCUGCGAAUGCCGCCCCGCUUCUCCCCAGUGCUGGGCGCUGGGGCAAAGCGGGCCUGAAGGGGCUCGAUGGCAGCUUUACGCCUGCCCGCUUAAGCCCUGUAUUGACGUCUCUGCGCACAUCGACACCAAACGUGCAGGGACCGUGCGGUGCCAGGGGCCCUCGUGCCCAGAGCUCAGCUGCCUGGAGAGCUACACCCCACCCGGGGAGUGCUGCCCCGUCUGCUGCACAGAAGGUGGCUCUCGCCGGGAGCACGGCCAAGAAUGGACUGCACCUGGGGACCCCUGCCGGCUCUGCCAGUGCCUGGAGGGCCAAAUCCAGUGCCGCCAGCGAGAAUGCUCCAGCCUGUGCCUACCUGCCCGGCCCCUCCCGGGCACCUGCUGCCCCGUGUGCGAUGGCUGUUUCCUAAACGGGCGGGAGUACCACAGCGGGGAGCCGGUGGGCUCCGGGGACCCCUGCUCGCACUGCCGCUGUGCUAACGGGAGCGUCCAGUGCGAGCCUCUGCCCUGCCCGGCUGCGCCCUGCAGACACCCAGGCAGGCUCCCCGGGCAGUGCUGCCCCGUCUGUGCCGGCUGUGAGUACCAGGGACACCACUAUCAGAGCCAGGAGACCUUCCGACUCCAAGAGGGUGGCCGCUGCCUGCGCUGCUCCUGCCAGGCCGGCGAGGUCUCUUGUGAGGAGCAGGAGUGCCCGGUCGCCCCCUGCACCCUGCCAGACUCUGGUCCCCAGCUGUGCUCAGCCUGUGUGCUUGGUGGAGAGGAGUUUGCUGAGGGUGUCCAGUGGGAGCCUGAUGGUCAGCCCUGCACAGCCUGCUCCUGCCAAGACGGGGUGCCCGUGUGCGGGGCUGUGCUCUGCUCCCCAGCCCCCUGCCAGCACCCCACCCAGACACCUGGCGCCUGCUGCCCCAGCUGUGAGAGCUGCACCUACCACGGCCACGUGUAUGCCAACGGGCAGAACUUCACGGACACGGACAGCCCUUGCCACGCCUGCCGAUGCGAGGACGGGACUGUGAGGUGCUCCUUGGCCGACUGUCCACCCACAACGUGCGCCAGGCCCCAGAGUGGACCAGGCCAGUGCUGCCCCAGGUGCCCAGACUGUGUCCUGGAGGAACAAGUGUUUGCGCACGGCGAGAGCUUCUCCCACCCCCGAGACCCCUGCCAGGAGUGCAGGUGUCAGGAGGGCCACGCCCGCUGCCAGCCUCGGGCCUGCCCCAAGCCCCCCUGCACCCACCCGCUGCCUGGUCCCUGCUGCCGCAACGACUGCCAUGGCUGUGCCUUCGGCGGGAAAGAGUACCCCCACGGAGCAGACUUCCCCCACCCCUCUGACCCCUGCCGCCUGUGCCACUGUCUGAGCGGCAACGUGCAGUGCCUGGCCCGCCGCUGCCCUCCGCUGCCCUGUGCGGAGCCGGUCCUGCUGCCCCGAGAGUGCUGCCCGCAGUGCCCAGCCUCCCCGUCCAGCUGUCCGAGGCCGGGGGGCUUGGAGCCCGUGCGCCACCAGGAGCACUUCUUCCUGCCGGGGGACCCCUGCCACCGCUGCCUCUGCCUGGACGGCUCCGUGUCCUGCCAGCGCCUGCCCUGCCCGCCCGCGCCCUGCGCCCACCCCCGCCAGGGGCCCUGCUGCCCCUCCUGUGACGGCUGCCUGUAUGAGGGGAAGGAGCUGGCCAGCGGGAAGCGCUUCCCGUCGCCCACAGUGCGGUGCCACGACUGCCUCUGCCUGGAGGGCAGCGUCAGCUGCGAGCCCAGGGCCUGUGCCCCUGCCCAGUGCCCUUUCCCUGCCAGGGGUGACUGCUGCCCUGCCUGUGAUGGCUGUGAGUAUUUGGGGGAGUCCUACCUGAGCGGCCAGGAGUUCCCAGAGCCCCGAGCGCCCUGCAACCUGUGUACCUGCCUGGAAGGCUUUGUGACCUGCGGCCGCAGACCCUGUGAGCCUCUGGGCUGCAGCCACCCGCUCAUCCCAUCUGGGCACUGCUGCCCCACCUGCCAGGGAUGCCUCUAUCAUGGAGUCACUGCUGCCCUAGGAGAGACCCUCCCUGACCCACUGGACCCCACCUGCUCCCUGUGCACCUGCCAGGAAGGUUCCAUGCGCUGCCAGAAGAAGCCAUGUCCACCUGCUCUCUGCCCUCACCCCUCCCCAGGCCCCUGCUCCUGCCCUGUGUGCCACAGAUGCUUCUCUCAGGGCCGGGAGCACCAGGAUGGGGAGGAGUUUGAGGGGCCCACAGGCAGCUGCGAGAGGUGUCGCUGCCAGGCCGGCCACGUCAGCUGUGUGCGGCGGCGGUGCCCACCCCUGUCCUGCCCACUCCAGGUCACCGAGCAGGGGAGCUGCUGCCCUCGCUGCAGAGGCUGCCUGGCCCACGGGGAGGAGCACCCUGAAGGCAGUACCUGGGAGCCUCCGGACAGCCCCUGCUCCUCCUGCAUGUGUCGCGAGGGUGUUGUCACCUGCGCCCGAGUCCAGUGCGUCAGCUCCUGUGCCCAUCCCCGCCAGGGGCCCAGUGACUGCUGCCCUCGAUGCUCUGACUGUGAGCAUGAGGGCCGGAAGUAUGAGCCAGGGGACAGCUUCCAGCCUGGGGCCGACCCCUGUGAAGUGUGCAUCUGCGAGCUGCAGCCCGAGGGGCCUCCCAGCCUUCGCUGUCACCGACGGCAGUGUCCCAGCCUGGUGGGCUGCCCUGCCAGCCAGCUCCUGCCCCCGGGGCCUCAGCACUGCUGUCCCACCUGUGCCCAGGCCUUGAGUAACUGCACAGAGGGCCUGCUGGGGUCUGAGCUGGUCCCGCUGGACCCCUGCUACACCUGCCAGUGCCAGGACCUGACCUGGCUCUGCGUUCACCAGGCCUGUCCUGAGCUCAGCUGUCCCCCCUCAGAGCGCCAUACCCCCCCUGGGGGCUGCUGCCCUGUGUGCCGGGCUCCUGCCCAGUCAUGUGAGCACCAGGGCCGAGAGGUGGCCUCCGGGGAAAGCUGGGCCGUGGACCCCUGCACCAGCUGCUCCUGCGUGGCCGGCGCCGUGCGCUGCCAGAGUCAGCGCUGCCCGCCGCUCUCCUGUGGCCCUGACGAGGCUCCCGCCCUGAAUCCCGGCAGCUGCUGCCCCCGCUGCCUGCCGCGGCCGGCUUCCUGCAUGGCCUUCGGAGACCCCCAUUACCGCACCUUCGACGGCCGCCUGCUGCACUUCCAGGGCAGCUGCAGCUACGUGCUGGCCCGGCACUGCCGUGGAGGGGACUUCAGUGUGCACGUGACCAACACUGACCGGGGCCGGAGCGGCGUGGCCUGGACCCAGGAGGUGGCGGUGCUGCUGGGAGACGUGGCCGUGCGGCUGCUGCAGGGCGGGGCGGUCACGGUGGACGGGCGCCCUGUGGCCCUGCCCUUCCUGCAGGAGCCGCUGCUGUACGCGGAGCUGCGGGGAGGCACUGUGAUCCUGCACACCCAGCCGGGGCUCCAGGUGCUGUGGGAUGGGCAGUCCCAGGUGGAGGUGAGAGUGCCUGGCUCCUACCGGGGCCAGAUUUGUGGGCUCUGUGGGAACUUCAAUGGCUUUGCCCAGGAUGAUCUGCAGGGCCCUCAGGGGCUGCUCCAACCCACUGAGGCUGCCUUUGGGAAUAGCUGGCAGGUCCCCGAGGGGCCGGGACCGGGUCGGCCCUGUUCCAAGGGCCGGGAGGUGCAUCCUUGCCGAGCAGCAGGCUACCGUGCCCGGCGUGAGGCCAACGCCCGGUGCGGGGUGCUGAAGUCCUCCCCGUUCAGUCGCUGCCACGCUGUGGUGCCGCCGGAGCCCUUCUUUGCCGCCUGUGUGUAUGACCUGUGUGCCUGUGGCCCUGGCUCCUCGGCUGACACCUGCCUCUGCGAUGCCCUGGAAGCCUAUGCCAGCCACUGUCGCCAGGCAGGGGCGACGCCGGCCUGGCGGGGCCCGACGCUCUGUGUGGUGGGCUGCCCCCUGGACCGUGGCUUCGUGUUCGAUGAGUGUGGCCCGCCCUGUCCCCGCACCUGCUUCAACCAGCACGUCCCCCUGGGGGAGCUGUCUGCCGACUGUGUGAGGCCCUGUGUUCCCGGCUGCCAGUGCCCUGCAGGCCUGGUGGAGCAUGAAGCCCACUGUAUCCCACCCGAGGCCUGCCCCCCAGUCCUACUCACUGGGGACCAGCCACCCCGAGAUCUGCUCAGCCCCAGCCAGGAGUCCCGGGGGACACCUGACCCAGGAUGACAGCGACUGGGACUCAUCAGACCAGAAGGCUCUCCUUGGAGAGCAGCUCCCACCCUGGCCAGAGCUUCAGCGAGAGUGCCCUGCGCUGGCACUGGGAGCCUGGGCCCAUGUCACACAAAAACCCCAGCCGUGUUGAGUCAGAAGCAGUAAACUCGGGGCCUGACCUAA
Messenger RNA from Myotis lucifugus (little brown bat), 4623 nucleotides. RefSeq names its product kielin/chordin-like protein (gene KCP). The record is from RefSeq and is a predicted model, not a curated record. Lineage: Eukaryota; Metazoa; Chordata; Mammalia; Chiroptera; Vespertilionidae. Gene Ontology annotation, molecular function: protein binding.